Messenger RNA from Chelmon rostratus (copperband butterflyfish), 1464 nucleotides. RefSeq names its product interleukin enhancer binding factor 2 (gene ilf2). The record is from RefSeq and is a predicted model, not a curated record. NCBI's taxonomy places the organism in Eukaryota, Metazoa, Chordata, Actinopteri, Chaetodontiformes, Chaetodontidae. The coding region runs from base 103 to 1266 and encodes 387 amino acids. The transcript has 15 exons.
GAAGAAGUCAGGAAGCAGCCGCUUCAGUGGGGGUAGUCUAUGUAAAGACGGUGAACAGUUCUCCUCGGAUUUUCCCAUUAAAUAAUCAAAACGUCGUACACAAUGAGAGGGGACCGCGGCAGGGGCCGGGGAGGCCGCUUCGGGUCCCGGGGAGGACUGGUCCAGGGGUACCGUCCAUUUGUCCCACACAUCCCGUUUGAUUUUUAUGUGUGUGAGAUGGCCUUCCCCAGAGUGAAGCCAGCACCUGACGAGACGGCUUUCAGUGAGUGUCUGCUGAAGAGAAACCAGGACCUGAGCCCCACACCUGCAGAGCAGUCCUCCAUCUUGUCCCUGGUCACAAAGAUCAACAAUGUCAUAGACAACCUGAUUGUUGCACCUGGCAACUUUGAAGUGCAAAUUGAAGAGGUGCGUCAGGUGGGCUCUUACAAGAAGGGCACCAUGACAACAGGACACAACGUUGCUGACCUGGUUGUGAUCCUCAAGAUCCUCCCUACAUUGGAAGCAGUUGCUGCUCUCGGCAACAAAGUAGUGGAGACCCUUCGCACUCAGGACCCCACUGAAGUGCUGUCCAUGCUGACCAAUGAGACGGGCUUUGAGAUCAGCUCAGCUGAUGCCACCGUUAAGAUCCUCAUCACCACCGUCCCCCCCAACCUGCGCAAGCUGGACCCUGAACUGCACUUGGACAUCAAGGUGCUGCAGAGUGCUCUGGCCGCCAUCCGCCACGCCCGCUGGUUUGAAGAGAACGCCUCUCAGUCAACGGUCAAAGUGCUGAUCCGCCUGCUGAAGGACCUGAGGCUACGCUUCCCUGGCUUUGAACCCCUCACUCCCUGGAUCCUGGACCUGCUGGGCCACUCUGCAGUGAUGAACAACCCAUCCAGGCAGCCCCUGUCCCUGAACGUGGCCUACAGACGGUGCCUGCAGAUGCUGGCUGCUGGUCUCUUUCUACCCGGCUCCGUGGGCAUCACUGACCCCUGUGAGAGUGGAAACUUCAGAGUACACACAGUGAUGACUCUGGAGCAGCAGGACAUGGUGUGUUUCACAGCUCAGACACUGGUGAGGGUGCUCUCUCAUGGAGGUUACAGGAAGAUCCUUGGCCUCGAAGGAGAUGCCAGCUACCUGGCGACAGAGAUGUCCACCUGGGACGGUGUGAUCGUCACGCCGUCGGAGAAGGCCUAUGAGAAACCCCCAGAGAGGAAGGAGGAGGAAGAUGAAGCUCUGGAGGAGGGAGGAGAUGGAGAGGAUGAGAGCAUGGAGACCCAGGAGUGAUGAAGUGUUCAGUGACUGUGGGUCAGUGUAUUGAAGACGUCCUUUCGGCUGGGCCAUGGCGUGGACAGAAACAGCAGCAGGAACAACAGAGAAAGGACUGGCCUCAUUUUGUUGUCAGUUUUUAACUUCCCUUUGGUUUUUACUUCUUAUUUGUAACUGUAAACGAUCUUGAAUUAAACUUUUUUUGUUUGUAAAUUA